AUGGAGGCCGUGCUGGGACAGGACAGCGGCGGCAUCCUCCCGGCGCUGAGUCCUUUUCUCUCCGAGUCGGCGCACGUGCUGUCGCUGCAGCAUCCCACGGCGAACGUGCCCGCGAAGGAGGCGUCUUCCGACAGCCCCGCCUUGUCGCCACGCUCCAGGGAGGCUCCGGGAGAGGGCAUUGCCGCUGAUGCCGGCCUUCAGGGUCUGGGUUCCAGGGUCGAUUCCGCUUCCGUGCGUGCGACGUCAACGAGGGUGGCCUCGCCACCCUGCUCAGUCGCCAAAUCAUGGCUGGGCAAGACCAAGGCUUGCCUGGUCUCCAGGUUAAGGAAUAGGCUGCACGUACACGGAGCCGGCUAUAGUGCUGCUGAUACCGAAGCGGGAGGAGCUGACAGGACGGUGCCUUCGACCGCUACGGGGAACCGUCUCUGGCCGCGACACAUUGGCAAGUCGAAGACCUGGUUCAAGGACGAGGGCAGCAUGUCCAGAGCUCCUCGGAAGCUUUUCGGCCGCCCGCCAUGGCGCCAGAAAACCUCUGCCGGUUCGUUGACCACCGUUUCGAGCUCGGUCGGCGACGUGUUGAGGGGCCCCACGCCUCCCGCGACGCCGUUGUCGACUUACACAGCUAAGCGCGGUUCCAGGAUGGUCAACAGCCAGUUUCCAGGCGGCGAAGCUGUUCGCGUCAGCACACCGCCGCUCGACGAGAACACAGCCGACGGCAGACCUCGGGGCUUCUUCACGUGCACGACGCCGCCCGCAGAAUAUUCCAGGAUCCUCACCGCGCGAGUGUUCCCGCCUCCCACAGAGGGGGCCCGCGGCAGGAGGUCCGACCCCUUUCAACGAGGCGAGCGGCGAACCAGCGGCUCCACGCAGCGCUAUCACACCCGCGAAUGGUGGGAGCCAAUUCCCGGGCGCCCGAAUCGCAGGGCCCAGCACUUGCCCGUGCUGCCGACGGCCUUCGAGUUCGACAUUCCCGAGCACCUGCCCAGCAGCCCUAUGUGUCCCGCAAACGAGCGCCACGCCGGAGGCGGCACGGGACUCUGCGUCUACCACGGGCGGAGGAGAAAGAGGACCGGGUCGAUGCUCAGGGAUGGGGCAGCCAGUCACAACAGCAGCCCAUGGCUGGAGGAGUGGACGCUCGGGUACAGCAGCAGUCGGUUCGAAGAGUAA
Messenger RNA from Purpureocillium takamizusanense, 1167 nucleotides. RefSeq lists its product as uncharacterized. NCBI's taxonomy places the organism in Eukaryota, Fungi, Ascomycota, Sordariomycetes, Hypocreales, Ophiocordycipitaceae. The transcript is spliced from 3 exons. The coding region runs from base 1 to 1167 and encodes 388 amino acids. The record is from RefSeq and is a predicted model, not a curated record.